Messenger RNA from Racocetra fulgida, 125 nucleotides. The record is from the annotation of a GenBank genome assembly. Lineage: Eukaryota; Fungi; Glomeromycota; Glomeromycetes; Diversisporales; Gigasporaceae.
AAUCUUCAUAUUUGAUUAACAAAAUAAGAACAGCUUUUGGCAGUGAAAUUCCAAUUAUCUCUGUUCCACAAAAUCCUAUAACGGCAGUGCUUCGCGGAGCUGUAAUAUACGGACUGAAUAAGGAA